AAAAAAUAAAGCAUGUAAAAUGGUAUUUUCCAAAUUUCACACUGAUGUGGUUAAUGCUACACGUUAGAAAAGAAAAGUGCUAUUUUCAACACUUGUUGCACAAUAUACUAAGCACAGGUACAAAACAAGAGAGAGCAUAACCUAAAAUAAAACAGUAAACACCAAACCAAAACAAAUUUUUAACAUUAUCACUUGAAAGUCUUGAAACUAAAAAAUCGAAUGCUUUUAAUAGUUCAGUGCAAUUAAGAACUCUUAAAAUGGACUCAAAACACCCUAAUCCAGAUCAUUGCACCUAUUUCGUGCAAAGGAAAAAACGAUACUGCAAAAUGUUGGUGAAAGCAGGAAAAAAGUUCUGCGGUGAACACCAUAAAGUAUCCGAUGACCCAGAUUUGACUCAGGAUAACUUGUCUGAGAUCAGAAUAGUGUGUCCUUUGGAUAAUAAACAUACUGUUUAUGCUAAUAAUCUAGAAAAACAUCUAAAAAUAUGCAACGCCCGUCCUCAAAAACAAGAACCAUACAUUCAAAAAAAUAUAAAUUCAGGUAUCCCAGAAACAUCUGUAGAAGAAGAUACGCUGCAAAUUCUAUCAUCAUUCCCAAAAGCUCAAGUGCUAACCAUAAUAGAUAGAGUCAAUAAAAUCUAUAACAACAAUAUCACUAUUUCCGGAAACCUACUAACCUUUCCAUUAAUUGAAAACGAAAUCAAACCAGAAUACGGAAAUAAAACAAAAAAACAUCUAAAACAGGCUUCAGCUAUUGUAGGUCUAUUACAAAAAUACAAAAUGCUCAAAGACAAUACGUGUUAUAUCGAAUUUGGUGCUGGUAGAGGCCAGCUAAGUUAUUGGGUAGCCAAAGCCACAGAAUCCCAAAAAAACUCUACAAUUUUGCUUAUAGAAAGAGACUCACCGAAACACAAAAAAGACAACAAACUAGCAAAAACCACUGAUCAAAUUCAAAGAAUUAGAGCGGAUAUUGCAGACAUAGUACUGGACAAAAUUGAUAUUAUUAAAAAUAGUGAACACAUUGUUGGCAUUACUAAGCAUUUGUGUGGGGCAGCUACAGAUUUGACUUUGAGAUGUUUAACAAGUACAGAAGAAACAAAAAAUAAAGUUCAUGGAACAAUUUUAACUUUCUGUUGCCAUCACCGUUGUGAGUGGACACCUUAUACUGGAAAAUCAUUUUUUAAAGCAAAUGGCUUGAGUAUUACAGACUUCAAUGUUAUGUGUCGUUUAUCAAGUUGGGCUACUUGUGGUAGCAGAGAGUUUGAAGAAAACAAAUUGACAGAUAAUGAACAAGAUUAUGGACUAGGCAAAGCUGAAAGAGAAGAAAUAGGAAGAAGGUGUAAAAACAUCAUAAACUGGGGACGUUUGAUGCAUCUAAAAGAACACAAUUUAGAAUGUUUUUUACAUUAUUAUGUAGAAACAAGUAUUACAUUGGAAAAUGUAGCACUUGUUGCAAUUAAAUCAAAAGCUGUAUAAAAAUAUUUAUUUAGAAAAAAGUACAAUGAUAAAUAUUUUGAAAAAAAUUGAGUUUAGAAUAAUAAAUAUAUCACAUUUUAGGUAUCACUAAUUCAAACAAAAAUUAGACAAAAAUAUAAAAUGUAAAAACCUCAAAAUUACAAGUAUUCUUUUAACGUGCCCCAAGAUUUCCCUGUUUUAACUUUAACAGGAAAAGCUCCGAACAUUGCGGCCGAAUUUUCCAUACCAAUUUUUAUAAUCUUAACAGUCUUAUCUAAAUAUUUAUUAGGCACUUCGUAAAUUAAUUCAUCGUGAAGAUGUAAAGUUAGUUUAGGUUUGUGCCUGGUUUUUUUAAAAACCGUAUUAAUUUUGUCUUCAAUAUUGACCAUGGCGUUUUUAACAAUAUCAGCAGCGGAUCCUUGUACUAUUGUGUUAACU
Ceutorhynchus assimilis (cabbage seed weevil) is the source of this 1892-nucleotide messenger RNA. Lineage: Eukaryota; Metazoa; Arthropoda; Insecta; Coleoptera; Curculionidae. The record is from the annotation of a GenBank genome assembly.